AUGGAUAAUAUAGGGUUCUGGAAUACAAGGGGCCUCAAUAGUCCACAAAAAUAUCCUGAUGUUAGAUGGUUUCUUGAACAUCAUGGGGUUGGACUAUGUGGACUUCUUGAAACUAGGGUUAGAAGGCACAAUUUUCCUAAGGUGUUUGGUAGAUUUGGUAGCAAGUGGUCAGUUGUCACUAACUAUAACUCUCAUCCUGGUGGAAGGAUUUGGGUGAUAUGGUUGCCUAGUAAAUUUGCAGUUAAUGUAGUUGAAUGUACUGAGCAAGUUAUUCAUUGUAGUGUGGAAGUAUUGGCUACUGGGAUGAAAUGUUGGGUUACAAUGGUGUAUGGGAUGAAUGAUGCACAAGAAAGGUUGUUGUUAUGGUUGGAUUUGCAGAGAAUUAGUAAGGGUGUCACUGGUGCUUGGUUGGUAGGGGGUGACUUUAACAAUGUGCUGCAUCUCAAUGAAAGAAUAGGGUCGCCUGUCACUUUAGAUGAAGUUAUGGAGUUCAGACAGUGUCUGAGAAACUGUGAAUUACAAGAACAAGUAAAUGUUGGGCCUUUCUUUACUUGGUCUAAUAAACAGGAGGGAUGUGAUCGAGUGUUCUCUCGAAUAGAUCGAGUUGUUGUGAAUGAGAAAUGGAUGGAGCAAUAUCCAAAUGCUGAAACAUUGUUCUUGCCUGAAAAUAUUUCAGAUCAUUGCCCAUGUUUGAUCAAAUUAGACAAGAGAGUAAUAAAUAAACCUAAGCCUUUUAGGUUUUUUAACAUGUGGACUGAAGCUACUUCCUUUAUGGAGAGAGUUCAAGCAGGGUGGGAGGAGAGAAUUCAAGGGACUCCUAUGUUCAUAGUUGUUAAGAAGUUAAAAGGGCUGAAGAGGGGUCUUAAAGAGCUUAACAAGGAGAGAUUUGCAGAUGUGGAAAAUGCUGCAGAUGAAGCCUAUAAGAAGCUUAUUGGGAUUCAGCAACAAAUUCAUCAGGAUCCAAGGAAUGCUCAGCUUCACAGAAUAGAGGGUGAAGCUAAAGAUGAGUAUCUUGCCCUCAACAAGGCUAGAUUAAGCUUCUUGCAGCAGAAAGUGAAGCAACAGUGGGUUAAAAAUGGGGAUUCAAACACUGCAUAUUUUCAUUCUUGUUUGAAGCAGAGAAGGAUUCAGAAUAAAGUUAGUAGAAUCAAGAACUUGGCAGGAAGUUGGCAGGAGAAAUGA
This is a messenger RNA of Beta vulgaris subsp. vulgaris (sugar beet), 1182 nucleotides long. RefSeq lists its product as uncharacterized. The transcript has a single exon. NCBI's taxonomy places the organism in Eukaryota, Viridiplantae, Streptophyta, Magnoliopsida, Caryophyllales, Amaranthaceae. Bases 1 to 1182 code for a protein of 393 amino acids. The record is from RefSeq and is a predicted model, not a curated record.